AUGGAAUACUAAUAUCGAUAAGUCGAUACACAACGACAACGUAUCAAUCGACAAGGCUUUUGCAUAAGCGUAAGUUUGCACGAGACACAUACAUAUGGGCAGUAGCAUCAUCUCGCAGCUGGCGCGAAAGUACGGUGCAGUGAUAUUCUUUCCAACUGUUACAGUCGGCUCCAUAUACGCGGAUUGGUCGCAUACACGUGAGUGGAAACGCCAGCAGCAAAGAGACGCACAAAGCGCAGCGCUUAAAAUACACAGCUAAAGAGAACAGAACAACA
Molecule: messenger RNA, 275 nt
Organism: Drosophila innubila
Lineage: Eukaryota; Metazoa; Arthropoda; Insecta; Diptera; Drosophilidae
Exons: 2
Coding region: 95-259 (54 amino acids)
Source: RefSeq, a predicted model, not a curated record